AUGCACCGAACGCCCUUCCAAGGCCCCCCACCGGCCCAAUCCCCUCCUCUUCACCACCCGGUUCCUCAGCAUGUUUCCACAGUACCAAUGAUGCGGUCACCACCGCCUCCUACGACGCAACAGCCGCAGCAAUCCAGCUAUGGAAACCCAUACCAGCCUGCGCCCGCACAAGGGGGCAGCGGCACAUUUGCACCCGGGUUUGGGGGCUUCAUUACGGAUCCUACGGCUCAUAUGGGCUUUCAGGUUGGGAAAUCGGCCAUGAUGGCUGGCCAGGAAUAUAUGGAGCAGAAUUUCAAUCGAUAUGUCUCCAUUCCGGCAUUGAAACAUUACUUCAACGUUUCCAAUUCCUACGUACUCAAGAAACUUGCCCUGGUUCUUUUUCCAUGGCGCCACAAGCCGUGGUCUCGGCAGCAGGGCCGCCUGUCCUCCUCGACCACAGGUCCGAAUGGCCAAAUAUCCCAAGCUCAAUACACAUCGAUAUACCUACCACCCCGCGAUGACAUCAAUUCGCCGGACAUGUACAUCCCGGCCAUGGCACUGGUGACCUACAUACUCCUUUCUGCCGUGCUGGCCGGUUUCCGUGGCAGCUUUCACCCUGAGCUGUUAGGCUCGAUAACCACGACAGCAUUGGCAGUUGUGAUAUUUGAGAUCAUCUGCUUAAAGGUCGCGAUGUACAUUCUCAGUAUUAGCAAUGACUCUCAACUACUGGACUUGGUCGCCUACUCAGGGUACAAAUUCGUUGGUAUUAUUAUCACUCUUGUCGCAGCGGAAAGUUUAAGCCCAGGUCGAGGCACUGGAGGUUGGGUGGGAUGGGCCGUUUUCACUUAUACGUUCCUGGCCAAUGCCUUUUUCCUUCUACGGUCCUUGAAAUACGUCCUCCUCCCCGACUCCUCGAGCGACGGCCCAAUCCGUGGAGGCACCAUGCCCACCGUGGCCCGUUCGCAGCGCAAUAGACGCACACAAUUCCUCUUUAUCUACUCCUAUAUCAUGCAAUUCCUGUUCAUGUGGGUCCUUAGCCGACUCGACCCCGUCACUUCCAAGUCCGCCCCUAAAAUUAAACCCCCAACGGUGCCCGUAUAA
This is a messenger RNA of Uncinocarpus reesii 1704, 1080 nucleotides long. RefSeq lists its product as uncharacterized. Lineage: Eukaryota; Fungi; Ascomycota; Eurotiomycetes; Onygenales; Onygenaceae. Gene Ontology annotation, biological process: endoplasmic reticulum to Golgi vesicle-mediated transport. The transcript is spliced from 3 exons. Gene Ontology annotation, cellular component: COPII-coated ER to Golgi transport vesicle; endoplasmic reticulum membrane; Golgi membrane. The coding region runs from base 1 to 1080 and encodes 359 amino acids. The record is from RefSeq and is a predicted model, not a curated record.